Molecule: messenger RNA, 3084 nt
Organism: Diaporthe amygdali
Lineage: Eukaryota; Fungi; Ascomycota; Sordariomycetes; Diaporthales; Diaporthaceae
Product: glycoside hydrolase family 63
Exons: 7
Coding region: 1-3084 (1027 amino acids)
Biological process (GO): oligosaccharide metabolic process; protein N-linked glycosylation
Cellular component (GO): endoplasmic reticulum membrane
Molecular function (GO): Glc3Man9GlcNAc2 oligosaccharide glucosidase activity
Source: RefSeq, a predicted model, not a curated record
AUGGUCGUCUACGACAACCAUGAGAUUUUGGCUGCCGAGGAGAGGCGGUUGAAGGAAGACCGCCACCGCACCAAGUACUGGAAGAAGUGGGGCUCUUAUCUGCCCGAGAGGCAAUGGGCUACAGUCCGAGAGGAUUACAGCGCCGACGGUGACGCCUGGAGUCAUUUCCCCCACGAUCACGCACGUUCCCGGGCCUACAGAUGGGGCGAAGAUGGCAUCGCCGGAGUCUGCGACACACACGGCCUCCAGAAUAUUGCUUUUGCCUUUUGGAACGAGAAGGAUCCCUUCCUCAAGGAGAGACUCUUCGGCCUGUCCAACCCACAAGGAAACCAUGGCGAGAGUGUCAAAGAGGCCCAUUUUCACUUGGAUAACACUCCUCACUCCUACAUGAAGUUUCUUUACAAGUAUCCCCAAUCCGAGUUUCCCUACGAUGACCUACGAGAAGAAAAUGCAAGGCGGGGCAAAGAGGACAAGGAGUACCAGAUUCUCGACACUGGCUGUUUUAAGGACGACAAGUACUGGGAUAUCAUCAUCGAGACAGCCAAAGAGGACGAUGACCCUGACGAGCUGCUCUUUCGAGUGACUGCUUGGAACCGUGGCAAUGAGCCCAAGCCAAUCCACAUCGUGCCUCAUGUGUGGUUCAGAAACACUUGGGCUUGGGGUCGCGAGCCCGAGGAGAAUAAACCCUCGAUCAAAAUGCACUCUGAGAACAUGGCCAAGUCGCAACACCACUCCCUGGGGGAUAGGUACUUCUUGCUGUCUCCUUCCCCAGGCGUUGGCCCAAGUGGGGAUGACGUGGACCCUCAGAUGCUCUUCACCGAAAAUGACACCAACUUCGAACUUCUCUAUGACGGAGAGAACCCGCAACCCUAUGUAAAGGACGCUUUCCAUAGGUUCAUUGUGGAUGGUGAGAAGGACGCAGUGAAUCCCGCCCAGCAGGGAACGAAAUGCGCGGCUUGGUUUCCAUUCAACGAGGCCGGUGGCGUCCCGCCCGGAGAGUGUGCUGUCGUCCGUUUCCGAUUUAGCAAGAAGGAGAACACCUACCUCGACGAAGAGGACUUUGAUGACAUUAUCGAGCGCCGCAAGGACGAAGCCGACGACUUCUACUACAAAAUCAGCCCCUUGCCCAUGUCAGAUGAUCUGCGCAACAUCCAAAGACAAGCCUUCUCGGGCAUGAUGUGGUGCAAGCAACAUUAUCUGUUCAUCUGGGAUCAUUGGGCUAAUGGCGACCCAACCCAGCCACCACCUCCGCCAAAUAGGAAAGCCAUCAGAAAUUCGCAAUGGAGGCACAUGCAUUGCGAUGACAUCCUCUCAAUGCCAGACUCGUGGGAAUACCCUUUCUUCGCAGCUUGGGACAGCGCUUUUCACUGCAUCCCCCUGGCCAUGAUCGACCCAGAUUUCGCCAAGAAACAGCUCGACUUGUUCACUCGAGAGUGGUAUUGUCAUCCAAAUGGGCAGCUUCCUGCCUAUGAAUGGAAUUUUGGAGACGUCAAUCCGCCAGUCCACGCCUGGGCGACGUUCCGCACAUUCAAGAUUGAGCGAAAACUGUACGGCCGGCAGGAUCUGGAUUUCCUGGAGCGUGUGUUCCAGAAGCUACUCCUCAACUUCACUUGGUGGGUGAACCGCAAGGAUGUGGAUGGCAAGAAUGUGUUUGAAGGCGGGUUCCUCGGCCUGGACAACAUCGGUCUGUUCAACCGGUCAGACCCGCUGCCAACAGGUGGUACUCUAGAGCAAGCGGACAGCACGGGUUGGAUGGCGUUCUACUGCCUCUGCAUGCUUAACAUCAGUCUUGAGCUUGCUAAACAUCGGCGCACCUAUGAAGACAUUGCCUCAAAGUUCUUUGAGCACUUUAUCCUCAUCAGCGACGCCAUGACAUUUAGAACCGGACAGAAAGAUGAGAAAUCGCUGUGGAACGACGACGACGGCUUCUACUACGAUGCAAUCUCAUGGGGUGGGCCUUGGAUUCAACAGUUGCCAGUCCGUUCUCUGGUCGGUUUGAUCCCGAUGUACGCCACUCUGACUCUCGAGCCAGAGCUGAUCAACAAGCUUCCUUCUUUCAAGAGGAGGCUGGAAUGGUUCAUGGCCAACAAGUGCGAUGUCGCGGAGCGAAACAUGCACAGUAUUCGCAAGCGCGGAAAAGGAAACCGUAUUCUCUUGUCCAUCGUGAGCAAGGACCGCCUAGAAAAGCUCUUGAAGCGUAUGCUGGAUGAGGACGAAUUUUUGAGUCCCCAUGGCAUCCGAUCCCUGUCCAAAUAUCACGAGAAGCACCCUUACUCCAUGGAUGUCAAUGGGCAGCAAUUCCGGGUUGGCUAUGUCCCGGGAGAUUCUGACAGUGGUCUGUUUGGAGGAAACAGUAACUGGCGGGGCCCAGUCUGGCUCUGCGUCAACUUCCUUCUCAUUGAGUCACUUCAGCGAUACUACCUGUUCUUUGGGCAGAGUCUGCAAGUCGAGUGUCCUGUUGGAUCUGGAGACUAUAUGCAUCUAGGCCAUGUAUCGGAAGAGCUUCAGCAUCGGUUGCAGCAUCUCUUCACGAGGGACAACGACGGCCGCCGAGCUAUCAAUGGCGGCGACGACACCCUCGAUUUCGAUCCUCUGUGGAAAGAUAACAUGUGGUUCCACGAAUUUUUCGAUGGAGACACGGGCCGUGGUCUAGGAGCCACGCACCAGUGCGGCUGGACGGGUUUGAUUGCUAGACUGAUCCACGACACAGGUGUCACUUGCCGCCUUCCACAAACGCCACGCACACCCUCGGUCGGCAUGGCCCACUACUUUGAUGACGUGUUUAGCCGACAAGUCAUGCCGCGGUCGCCAUCGAUGCCUCGGAUCAGGCGGUCUUCAACAGCCCGGUCAAUAGGUGCCCGGAGUGAUUUCGAUGCCAGCGAGGCUAACGGUUACGAUGAUGAGCACGAUGGUCACAGUACUAGUGGUAGUGUUAUCCUGAGUGAUGAUCCGCAGCAACUCCGGGAAAAGAAAGAGGCGGAUGAGCACAUGCACAACUACAUCGCUGAGCAGCUCGAGAGGGUCAAGAGUGAGCAAACAAGUAACGGAUAUGACAAGGGCGACGAAUUUGAGGCUCGAGCCUAA